Molecule: messenger RNA, 348 nt
Organism: Rhinocladiella mackenziei CBS 650.93
Lineage: Eukaryota; Fungi; Ascomycota; Eurotiomycetes; Chaetothyriales; Herpotrichiellaceae
Exons: 2
Coding region: 1-348 (115 amino acids)
Source: RefSeq, a predicted model, not a curated record
AUGACGAAUGCCAAACCAAAUCUCAUGAUCAUUCAGCACUCGGCGGCAUACUCCUCUGCCGAUGGACGACUGGGCCAGGCCUACCACACCAUCAACCGCAUAACAACAAUCUCCCUCGAAAGGGGACAAAACCAAGAAACAUGUGCGACACUUGUCGAACAGCAAGAGGAGGAGGCUUUAGACGCACAGACAACCACGGGAAUAUCGGACUAUUACGGAACCUUGCCGCUGGCGCAUAGGGGAAGUGCCGAAAAGCUCCGAACAAGGUGGCAACGCAGCAAAUCAUACAAACUCUUCGCGGACCUGAAAGACACCAUCACACAGCAAUAUUAUCAAGGGCCAAAGUAG